Venustampulla echinocandica is the source of this 756-nucleotide messenger RNA. RefSeq lists its product as uncharacterized. NCBI's taxonomy places the organism in Eukaryota, Fungi, Ascomycota, Leotiomycetes, Helotiales, Pleuroascaceae. The record is from RefSeq and is a predicted model, not a curated record. The transcript is spliced from 2 exons. The coding region runs from base 1 to 756 and encodes 251 amino acids.
AUGUCUGGCAGAGAAUACUACGAAGGUGGCUCCGGAGGCGGCGAGCGUCGUGGGGACAAUAACUAUGGCUCUGGCCAGCAACAGCAAGGUGGAUAUGGCGGGCAGCAACAACAAGGUGGAUAUGGGGGGCAGCAACAGCAAGGCGGAUAUGGCGGGCAGCAAGAGCAGCAACACGGAGGAGGUAACCAAGGAUACGGAGGAGGAGGCAAUAUGCCUCAAGGAGGAGGCUACGGCGGCGGUGGUGGUUAUGGCUCAAGCCAAAACGAUGAUCUCCAAGGAGCUGCCCACCACGCUCAACAAGGUGCUGGAGACUCUGGCGACUCGUCGCUAUUCUCUAGCAUCCUGAGCAGCUUGUCUGGAAACAAGCAUAAUAUUGAACAGGAACCUGUUGAUGAGCAGGAAGCCGUAGACGCACACAAAUCCUUCUUUGGCAGUUCUUCUACACCCCAGGCUGCAUCAUCUUCCUCCAUGGGAUCCGCUGCCGCCAUGCAAGCCCUCAAGAUGUUCAGCGGUGGGAAGACCGAGAACACGCAGUCCGGCAACUCGCAAAAUGCUUUUGUGGGUAUGGCGAUGGCCCAAGCCAGUAAACUGUUUGACAGCCAGCAGUCGCAGGGCAAGGUCGAGAGCGGGGCGAGUAAGGAGACUGCUGUGCAGAAGGCCGGCGAGAUGGCGCUUAAGCUGUAUAUGCAGAGCCAGGGGAAGAGUCAGAGUGGUGGCAUGAGUAGUUUGAUGGGGUUAGCUAGUAAGUUCAUGUGA